Liolophura sinensis is the source of this 7187-nucleotide messenger RNA. Its product is annotated as cytoskeleton-associated protein 5-like. The record is from RefSeq and is a predicted model, not a curated record. Gene Ontology annotation, biological process: spindle organization; microtubule polymerization; establishment or maintenance of microtubule cytoskeleton polarity. Gene Ontology annotation, molecular function: microtubule plus end polymerase activity; microtubule plus-end binding. Lineage: Eukaryota; Metazoa; Mollusca; Polyplacophora; Chitonida; Chitonidae.
ACACUGUUGAUAUGGUGUAGACCUGUCAUAAACCGGUAUUGCGGAGACUGUGGGAAAAAUCAUUUGACGGAAGCAGCCUGAACGAAAACUCAGGGCACGCGGCUGUCUCGUAAGGCAAAUAACCUGAAGACAUCCUUUGUAAUCCUGGAGUGAUCAUCAUGGCUGACGAUACUGAAUGGUUGAAGUUGCCCACUGAUGACAAGUGUGUGCAUAAGGUGUGGAAGGCCCGAGUGGCUGGUUAUGAAGAAGCCACCAAACUGUUCCAAACCCAGACAGAUGAGAAGAGCCCAGAGUUCUCCAAAUACCUGGGCUUGGUGAAGAAGUUUGUCAUAGACAACAAUGCCAUUGCCCAAGAGAAGGCCUUGGAUGCUGUGCUUGCCUUUGUGGAGAAUGCAGGCCAAGCUGGGAAAACUUGCAGUGAAGUUGUGAGUGGUGUCAUAACAAAAUGUUUGAACUCCAGUCGAACCAAGACGAGAGAAAAAGGCCUGGAGAUUAUCAUGUUGUACAUAGAAAUAGACAAACCAGAGCCAGUUCAGGAAGAGCUACUUAAGGGCCUGGAGAAUAAACAGCCAAAGAUAGUUACUGGGUGUGUCCAGGCUCUACGAGAGGCUUUAGCAGGAUUUGGCACAAAAGUGAUCAAAGUGAAACCAAUCGUUAAGGUUCUGCCCAAGCUGCUCGAGGACAGGGACAAAAAUGUGAGAGAGGAGACAAAGUUAUUGAUCAUUGAAAUCUACCGGUGGAUCGGUGCUGCCAUCAAGCCACAGAUGACUCAUUAUAAACCAGUACAGGUUCAGGAGCUGGAGGCGGAGUUUGAGAAGCUGGGUAAUGAGCGUGCUGUACAGACGAGGUUCAUGAGGUCUCAGCAGGACCUGAGGGCCCAGAUGGAGGAGAAGGCGGCCGCGGCCACCGCAGACGGAGCAGGGGAUGCAGAUGGAGGAUCAGCACCUGUAGAAGAUGUGGACCCCUAUGAACUGAUGGACCCUGUGGAUAUUCUGUCCUUACUGCCCAAGGAUUUCUAUGAAAAAAUUGAGGCCAAAAAAUGGCAGGAAAGGCGAGAAGCAUUGGAAGCUCUGCAGAAGUUAGCAGAGACCCCGAAGCUACAAAAUGGAGACUACAGUACAUUAGUCAGAGCUGUGCUAAAGGUUAUUGCCAAGGACACCAAUGUAAUGCUUGUCACAAUAGCAGCCAAAUGCCUGGCUGGUCUUGCUUCUGGCUUACGAAAACGAUUCUCUCAGUUUGCCACCAGUAGUAUACAAACAAUCUUAGAAAAAUUCAAGGAGAAGAAGGCCACAGUUGUAGCCGCACUACGAGAAGCAAUAGAUGCUUGUUAUGGGUCGACAACACUGGAGCCUAUCUGUGAAGACAUCCUGGAAGCUUUGGAAAAUAAGAACCCAGCCAUCAAAGCAGAGACCUCACUGUUUUUGUCUCGCUGCUUUGCCAAGGCAACCACAGCUACACUUCCAAAAAAACUACUGAAAGCUUUUUGUGGAGAGCUUUGUAAGAAAAUUAACGACACUGCACCAGAAGUAAGAGAGGCGGCCUACGCAGCAUUAGGUACAGCCAUGAAGGUAGUGGGAGAGAAACCCCUGACCCCAUUCCUGGCAGAUGUGGACGGUAUUAAACUUGGAAAGAUAAAGGAACAGUGUGAGAGUGCAGUACUUCUGAAUGCUCGGGGAGAACCGCGAGGUGGUGCAGCUGCUGCUCCGGCUGCUAAACCUGCUGCACCUGCAAAGGAACCACCCCAAGCCAAAGCUGUUCAAAGGCCAGCAUCGAGAUCCACUUCUGCAAAGCCUGGGGGCCAGAAACCUGCAAACAGUAAACCUGGUGCAGCAGGCGCUGCAAAGAAAAAGGGCAAAAAAGAUAAAAAGAACACUGGAGAAGAAGUACAGGAAAACAUUUUAGCUGAUGAGGUGGUAGAGGACAAAGCAGCUGCUCUGUUACCUGCUGAGACCAUCACACAACUCGUCAGCAAUAACUGGAAGGAGAGACUGGCUGCCGUGGAGAAAUUCACACAGGUUGUGAAGGGAAUGAGUCGGGAUGAGAUUCCUGCACAGGUGUUUGUCCGUACAGUCUGUAAAAAACCUGGACUCAAGGACACCAAUUUCCAGGUGAACACUUCAUAUUGUGUUAAAGUGAGGCUAGAGUUGGUUGCCUUCCUGGCUAAGAACUCGGCCUUCUCCAAACGCUGUGCCUCUUUCUGCCUGGCAGAGUUAGUGGAUAAGGCAGGGGAUGUGAAGAAUGGAAAGGUAGCUCAGGCCCUCAGUUGUAUAGCAGAGGUUACAUCACUGGAAUUUGUGGCUGCUGAGGUGAUCCAUCUAGCGUUUGAGCAGAAGAACCCCAAGAAUCAGGCUGAAUGCCUCAACUGGCUUGCCACAGCAGUCAAGGAGUUCGGAUUCAAAAUUUCAGUGAAACCCAUGAUAGAAAACAUAAAGAAAGCCUUUGGAGCAACAAAUCCUGCGGUAAGAGCAGCGGCCUUGAACCUGCUAUCCACCCUCUACCUGUACAUGGGAGCCACCCUCAGGGUCUUCUUUGACGGGGAGAAGGCAGCUCUUCUACAACAGAUUGAUGCAGAAUUUGAGAAGCUGAAGGGAGAGAGACCACCGGAGCCUAUUCGGGGCCUGACCCCUAAAGGAGGAGAUGGGGGUGCUGAGGAGGAAGAGGAGGAGGAAGAGGAGCAGGAGGCCCCCAGUAUGGCAGAUCUCAUCCCCAGGACAGACAUUAGUGAUAAGAUCACAGAGGAGCUGCUGACAGAGAUGAGUGACAAGGCCUGGAAGAUCCGAGCCGAGGGGCUACAGAAGGUGGUCUCCAUCCUCAAUGAGGCCAAGUUUGUGUCAGCUAACAUUGGGCAGUUACCUGAGGCGCUGAAAACCAGGCUGGGUGACUCCAACAAAAUACUGGUGAACACGACCCUGGGCAUCUGUCAGAGCCUUGGCACAGCUCUAGGACCCCACUGUAAGGGCCACAUCAGGGUGGUGGGGCCAGGGAUGGUCACCUGUAUGGGAGACAGCAAGCCUCAGGUGCGUGCUGGUGCAGUCAAUGCUAUGAACAUCUGGGCAGAAAACUCCACACUCCUGCCCUUCGUGGAAGCGGAGAUUUUCAGCGAUGCAUUGAAGGUUGAAAAUCCAGCGUUACGAGCAGAGUUACUUGGCUGGCUGUCUGAGAAGUUGCCGCCCCACAAACAGUUACCUGUGGAGCUGAGGGCAUGUGUGCCCCAUGUGCUGGCAUGCCUGGAGGACAGGAAUGGAGAGGUGAGGAAGAAGGCUCAGGAGAGUCUGGUGCCAUUCAUGAUUCACACUGGCUAUGACAGCUUCCAGAAGGCCACCAGCAAGCUCAAGCCUGCAUCUAAAGACCAAAUCAUGGGUAUAAUAGAGAAAGCCCGUGCUAAUGUCCCUGCCAAGCCAUCAAAGAAAGCAGCUAGCAAACCUGCUCCCGUGGCAGCAGCCCCUCCCCCCAAACAGGAAGUGAGGGACGAGGAUGAUGAGGAAGUGGAGAGUAUCAACAACCCUGUCAGUAAACCCUCGGGUGCAUCCAAAGGCAAACCGAGGGGCAGUGUCUCAAAAACUAAGGCCCCACCCCCCAGCAGUAAAAAGAAGAAGGAGGAAGAAGAUUCAACACCAGCCAUUAUCAUCAAUGUGUCAAAAGAGCAGAGGUAUAAAGAGGAAAAGGCCCUAAAGACUCUAAAGUGGAAUUUCACAGAACCACGACUAGAGUUUGUCGAACAGCUCAAGUUGCAGAUGGAGCGUAACUUUAACAGACCUCUGAUGGCUCAACUAUUCCACGCUGACUUCAAACAGCAUAUCAAGGCUAUAGAGUCCCUGAUGAAGCUUCUUGAGACUGACAUGGAAGCAACUGCAGCCAAUCUGGACCUGCUGCUGCGCUGGAUGACCUUAAGAUUUUUUGACACAAACCCCAGCAUGUUGAACAAAGGUCUAGAGUACCUGAUCAUCUUGUUCACAGCCCUGGCUGAGAUGGACUACCGCAUGACCGACUCAGAGGCUGGAUCUUUUAUACCCUACCUAGUCAAUAAAGUAGGAGAUCCUAAAGACAAUGUCAGACGAGAAGUGAGGACGAUUUUCAAACUGAUCUGUAAAGUUUACCCAGCCAGCAAAAUGUUCAGCUUUAUCAUAGAUGGUCUUAAAGCCAAGAAUGCCAAGUUACGAACAGAAUGCCUAGAAGAGCUGGGAUGUCUGAUUGAGUAUUACGGAGUGAAUGUGUGUCAGCCGUCCCCAGCCCAGGCCCUGAAGCUCAUCGCUCAGCAGAUUGGGGACCGGGAUAACUGUGUGAGGUCGGCUGCGCUUAACUCCCUUGUGUCAGCAUACCAUAUCCUGGGGGAACAGAUCUACAAAUACAUCGGACAUUUGAAAGAUAAAGAUCAGAGCUUACUGGAGGAGAGAAUAAAGCGAUCAGCCAAGAACAAACCUGCUCCAACCCCACAGCCCGCCUUGUCUUCAAAGAGUAACCGCGAGCGACCAAAGAGUGGGCCCCCUCCUGCUGACAAGGUGGACAGUGUGAUGGCCCGAAUCCCAAAGUCAGCCUCCAGUCAGAAUGUCAGGAAGGGGCAGUUUUGUCUGGAGGUGGAGGAGGGGGACUUUCAGGCAGUGGAGGUGAAUCUAGUGGACCUCGACGAUGUUACCGAUAUUUUACAAGAAGAUGUUGAACUGCCAAAAACAAACAGACCCCGACCUUGUUCACCAUCUACAAAUGCAGCUCUGGGAGUUUCAAAUGAUGCUGCCUCAGCCAUUGGUCUAGUGAUUUCACAGAUUGCUAGUACAGACAAUAUGUCAUCAAUACAAGCCCUGGCACAGAUAGAUGAAGUGUUAAAGGACAAGGAGAAACGAGAGCUGAUGGUGAACCACAUAGACAAACUGUUGCUGACGUUAUCCAUGCAGCUCAAGAUGGUUUACUCCAAACACAUGGCUGACGAGAUGACACUCAAGGAGGAUGUGAUGAAACUCUACCGCUGCCUGCUGGGAACUGUUCUAGACGUCUUUCAACACAAGAAUCUAGCAAGACAAGCUUCGAAGGACAUCCUCAAAGACCUGUUAAGUAACUUAGUGCUCAACCUACUCGACUCCAGAUUAGAGGAUCUGACUGAUGGUACACAGGUGAUCAGGACUGUCAAUGUGACAAUCAUCAAGAUGGUGGGCAAAGCUGAUCCUACCACAAUCAUAGGAGCUGUGAUAAAACUUCUACACGAGUGUCUGGCGAGCGAGACCUGUUCCGUUAAGUUCAUAGAUAUUAUAACUAGGUGUUUAUGGAAAGCGAUAAAAAUGAUGCCAGAGUUUAUUGCGGAGAUUAACCUGGAUCGUUUGUUACUGGAUGCUCAUACCUUCCUCAAAGCCUACCCGUCUAGCUACUGGCGAGAAAGAUCAUCUGAUAUACCAUACAGGACAGUCAAAACUAUCAUCUAUACGGCCUACAAACUCGUGGGCAGUAAGCUGUUGAGCCACACUAGUCUGAUAGAGCAGAGCGACUCUGAGGUGAUCGCUUACAUCAACAGCCUGGCUAACAAAGAUGAUGCCCGUCCAUCCUCCUACAACUCCAAGAAGGAGCUUGUGAAUGGUUCUGUGGAGAACAAGUCAUCGUCCAAAGAGGGAAAGAGUUCAAGAAGACUUUCAAAGAGUACACAUGAAAUUCUGGUGGAAAUCUUUAGAAAAAUUGGGUCAAAGGAGAAAUGCAAAGAGGGACUCAAUGCACUUUAUGACUUCAAGAAGAAACACCCAGAGGCUGACCUUGACCCUUUUCUUAAGAAGUCUUCACAGUAUUUCCAGCAUUAUGUGGAGAGAGGCCUGAAGGCUAUAGAGCAGGAGAGAGAGGGCAAACAUCACCCAGGGAACGUCUUGGGAGAUUCCAACUCUGUGAUUGGCUCAACAGUGACUGCUGAGGAUGAUGACACAGGGAUGUAUUACCGUGAGAAAUUGCGCGCUCUGCGAGCCAGAUCUGGGCUGGACAAGGCUUCGGAGCAGCAAGAAAACAAUGAACCUUCUGACUCCUCACCCAGCAUACCUACGAAGAUUAGCCCUAUACAGAGCUUGACUUCCAUAGAAGUGUCUGAGCCCAAAACUGAAGAGAGUGAGGGGACUGGGGAGAGUGUGGGAAUGACUUCUGCCAACAUGCUGGAGUUGAAGAAGAGAUUAGACCGUAUCAAGAAAAUGGCCAAACAUUGACCAAAAUACACCGGAUUCAAAGCCUGGAAAGUUCAUGUGCAAAAAAGGAAGUGAACAAAUUUGAUGGACUUUUUAUGGGGGUUAGGAGAUUGAUUGAUUGAUUGGUUACAGCUGUCGGUAAUGGAUCGCUCAUCUCAAGCAUUCUUCCACAAGUCACUUUGUUUGUAAUUAAUGUACUUAUGCUUUUAAGGUCAUUUGUGCAUACUGUAUUAUGAUGUACAUGUAUGAAUAGUUUGAAUUGGAAUCACUUGUGGCUGUUCUCUGUUGUGAAAAUGUGGGCAGUCAGAUGUCAAUGUGUGUCUUCUGAUAGUAAAAGAAAAGUCCUCUAUAUACAAGUAAAUACGCGUCUUCUGAUGUGAAUACCUUCUUGUGUCUUUUGUUGUGAAUACCUUCAGGUGUCUUCUAAUGUGAAUACCUGCGUCUUUUGAUGUGAAUAUGUGUCUUUUGAUGUGAAUAUGUGUCUUCUGAUAUGUGUACCUGUGUCUUCUAAUCUAAAUACUUGGGUAAAAGUGCUGUGAAUAUCUUGAACACAUUGAUGUAAAUACCUCCAUGUACCUGUGCCACUUUAAUACGCUCUAAUGAAAAUACUGACAUUUUCAGGUCUUGAGGGAAAGCAUGUAUUCCAUGGAAAAUAAUGCAUUCUCUGGAGACAGUUUCACAUUUAAGCGCUAAGUUUUGUGAUGUGCAGUUACUCCUGUGCUCUCAUGCACAUGUUAGCUCUCAUGUGAAAUUCUGUUUUAUAACCCAGAUAAAAGAAAAAGAUACCAAUUGACUGACAUGUUGAUUGAUAGACGUGAAGUACUGUUUGACUCUGUACUCGCAUAAAUACUGCUAUUCACUGAUAUGGUUACAGGUGGGAAUUUGUCUGACUUACAUGUGUUUGUGAAUAUUUGAUAAUGUUAAUUUUCCACAGUGCUAGGCCAGGACCCUCUCUUCAGCAGGCCAGAAUUCAUCGUCCACAGAUGUAUGGCAUGUUCUGAAGUAUUGUGUAUUACAUGGUUUUGAAUGGAAGUGAUGAGU